This is a messenger RNA of Hydractinia symbiolongicarpus, 2080 nucleotides long. RefSeq lists its product as uncharacterized. The transcript has 8 exons. The record is from RefSeq and is a predicted model, not a curated record. NCBI's taxonomy places the organism in Eukaryota, Metazoa, Cnidaria, Hydrozoa, Anthoathecata, Hydractiniidae. Bases 198 to 1868 code for a protein of 556 amino acids.
UAAAUAAAUGUUUACUUUACUUACUUACUGAAGGUGGAAAAGAAAAAAUUGAUUUUCUAUGUCCUAAUUUGAGAAUACAUAGAAAUAUUCCUAUAGGUUAAUUUUUCAUGUUAGAAUUGUGCUGCUCAAGUGGAUGUGAGGGAUUAACAUUUGAAAAACAUAGUAAACUUAAACUUAGCAAUUAGUUACAAAUAAAUAUGAAGUUAUACAUAUUUUUGAUUUGUAUCGCAUUUGUGUUUGGGGAACAAGAGAUAAAGAAAAGAAAGAUCCCAACACUGAAAUUUACCAAUGACAAUGUUGGAGUAUAUGUGUUUGAUGAUCUUGUGCAUCCUGCUGUUGGAAGUGCAAUGCGACAGUAUUUGGCGAGAGGAGAAUAUUCGUACUCAUAUUUAUACCCAGACCCUUACGAAAACAUGCCAGAAAUUCCAAACAGUGGCAAUCUUCAUUGGAGAGCCUUUGUAUCACCAGCUAACUUAAUAAAAAUGAGAAUGUGGAAAUACAUAAGAGAAUGUUACAAAAGCUUACCAGAUGAUAUUGUUCAGGGCCGGAGGUUUCUGCCAUAUGAAGCAACUGGUAUACUGUUACAACGAGGAGAUUUUCCUGUUGCAUUUAAAGGGGAAGAAGAUGCAACCGAUAAAAUUUUUAUCCGUAUUUUUCUAACUCCAAAGAUGGGCAAAAACGCAUACAGCGAUCAAACAUUUUACGAUGAAAAUGAUGAGAUUUUUGCUUCUAUUCAUCCUAAAGUGAAUCGUAUUGUUGCUUGGUAUGGAAACGUGUCAACACUGUUUCGCCCUCCGUCAAUGGGAAACCAGCAGCCAGAAUACAGCCUUUUUUUGAAGCUAACUCCUGAUACUACCUUGUUUAACAAAGCUUGUGAGGAUUUUAAUGAAAAGAAAGAAAAAAUGCUUGAAAGCAAAAAGCUUCCAUUCCCAUUCAAGAAUUCUGUCAAUAAAAUCGAUUAUGACAAAAUAAAUUUUUCUGAUCAUCUGGUUGGUCAGUACUUUGAUAGAGAUAAUAACGUUGUCGCAUUUUUCGAUGAUAUAUUUCCAAAAGAGUUUGUAGAUGCUGUGCGAACCUACUAUACCCAUUAUCACAGUGGGUUGGGAUAUAAUCCAUAUGAUCCUGCAUCAUCAGAAACACACGAUAAUGUUAACUGGUUGAUACAACUCGAGCCCGAAUCCGUUCUUAACACGCCAUACAUCGAAAUGAUAAAAAGAAUGACAGCAUUUUUGACAAACAAAACAGACUGGUACCCUUACGAUGUAUCUUGCAAUUUAAUCCAACAUACUCAUCAUACUAGAAUACAUCUUGACUGUACUAACCAAGAGUAUGAAUUCACUUUUUUGAUGUACUUAAAUCCCAACUGGACCGAAGAUAUGUACGCUGAGACUUCAUUCUAUCAGUUUGAUAAAGAAACACUUGAACGAAUCGAACAAAUGAGUUACGAUAAAGUUGACAGGGAAGGUUUGGAGUCGUAUGAUCUGUUGGCUGCUGCUAUACCCAAGUUUGGUCGCAUUGCGUUGUUCCGAAAUUUAAUCCCUCACUCAGCCAGGCCGCCUGCUCCAACAUUUUUAGCUGCUCGCUACACAUUUCCUGUUAAGCUUUCAGAAAGCCAUAAUAUGGGAAGAGCCAAAAUGCUGCGCGAAGCAUUGGAAUAUAAAACAGACGACAUAGAAGAGGAUCCCCUAUACAAUCCUCUGAAGAUAGGAGAAUACGCGCCAUAUUUGAAAGAAGAAAAACGAGACUGGGUGGAGAAGCAUUUGCAAAAAAUGAGAGAUUGCAGAAAGAAAGACAACCAAAAUGGAGUUCUCCAACUCGAAGCUCUCCUAUUCCCCGAAAAGUUUCGUCCGACGAAAACAGAACUUUAAUAAGGCGUUGUAAAUGUGGUUUCGUGAUUUCUUUAGUGUUGUUUUUUUUGUAUUUCUUGCCUUUUUUGGUUUUUUAUUAAUUUUUUGUUGACUGCAUUUCGUUUUUUAUAGUUGUAUAUUUUGCCAAAAAGCAAGUUAUUUAUUAGACUUGAUUUAGAAUUUUUUGUAUGACAUUUUAAAUGGUUUUUUAUACCUUAAUAUUUACUAUGAAA